Prorocentrum cordatum is the source of this 459-nucleotide messenger RNA. NCBI's taxonomy places the organism in Eukaryota, Dinophyceae, Prorocentrales, Prorocentraceae. The record is from the annotation of a GenBank genome assembly.
AGGUCUGCGACUUCGGCCUGGCGCGCGGGGACAUGUGCGACGUGGACGGGGAGGAGGAGGGCCAGGAGUGCGGCGUGCUCACCGAGUACGUGGUCACGCGCUGGUACCGCGCGCCUGAGGUGAUGCUUCUGCCCAAGCAGUACACAGUGUCCCUGGACCUGUGGGCGCUCGGCUGCAUCCUCGGGGAGAUGCUGGGGCGCAAGGCCCUCUUCCCCGGCAAGAACCACGUGGACAUGAUGACGCGGAUCUCGCAGGUGCUGGGCUCCCCCGCGGAGCAGGAGUUGAAUUGGCUGCCCAAGACUACCGACGCGUAUAACUUCAUGCGCAAGGUGUGCCCCAAGAGCGACGGGAUGUCCCUGGCGGCGCUCUAUCCAAGCGCGUCCAGGCAGUGCCUCGAUUUCCUGAAACAGCUCCUGCGCUGGGACCCCUCGAGGCGACCAACGGCCGCGGAGGCGCGCC